AUGCUCAUUAACGUCGCGGUCACCAUUGACACAAUUUGUCCGUGGUGUUUUAUCGGCAAACGUCGUCUUGAAAAGGCCAUUCGACAUUUCACCCGGUCUCACCCCAACGUGCAGUUUGACGUGACCUGGCAUCCGUUCCAAUUGGAUUCCACAAUGACCAAGCUAGGUCGAUCCAAAUUAGAGCAUUACCGUCGUAAAUUUGGACCUGAGAAAUCGUUGGAGAUUCAAAAAAUUAUGGAGGAAGUUGGCCGACAAGAAAAGAUUCAGUUUUCUUACAAUGGCGAUAUCGGCAAUACCUUUGACUCUCACCGGCUCAUUUACUGGGCUCGGUCCUUGGGCAAGCAGAACGAAAUCGUGGAAGAACUUUUCAAACUGUAUUUUGAAGAGGAGAAAAAUUUGGGUGUCCUGGAUACCUUGGUGAUGGCCGCUCGGCGUGCGGGCAUCGACACUCAAAAGGCGACAGACUAUCUAAACAGCGAUGAAAAUGUGGAUAUUAUCCAGGAUCUGCUGCUAGACACCCAGAAAGAUAAUUUUCAAGGUGUACCUAAUAUCAAGAUCGCAGACAAGUACACACUCGUAGGAGCCGAAGAACCAUUCACAAUACUGGCUUUGUUUGAAAAGGUAGUGGCGAGCUCAGUGGUAUAA
Molecule: messenger RNA, 645 nt
Organism: Radiomyces spectabilis
Lineage: Eukaryota; Fungi; Mucoromycota; Mucoromycetes; Mucorales; Radiomycetaceae
Product: DSBA-like thioredoxin domain-containing protein
Exons: 3
Coding region: 1-645 (214 amino acids)
Molecular function (GO): oxidoreductase activity
Source: RefSeq, a predicted model, not a curated record